UGUUCAAAAACCAAUGACGUCACCAGACGCACCGUCAUUUUGUUUUUCUUGGAGAAAACCUAAACAUGUAGAAUCUAGAUCUAGGCUCUUUAGGGUUUAACAAUUUGUGGGCCAAAACUUGCUCAGGCUGUUCUAUGAUGUAGAUCUAGACUAAAAUGUUAAUGAGUGUAUUUUUCUUCAUGGGGGCCCUGAAUCUCGCUGGGUGUGCUGUGGACACGUCGUUUGGGAACAGUACCUGGCCACUUCCGGUCUUCCAGCCAUCGCACAGAGCCCACAGGGUCCGCAGAUAUUCACCCAAAGAAAGCAAUUAUUUUAACGAGGAGGAGAAAGCAACCAUACUGAAACGUCACAACGACCUGCGGAAAACUCGUGGAUCCAGCAAUAUGAUCAAAUUGGAAUGGAGUGAUGAAGUUGCGCACAGUGCAUUCAAGCAUGCUGAAAAUUGUGAUUUUCAGCACAGUUCUAACGAAAUGCGUUCAAAUGUAGCGGGUUAUAAAAGAGUUGGUGAAAAUCUGCAUGUUCGCAAUGAAGACUCUAUCGAAGACAUCGGUAUUGUCAUUGACGCGUUCAACGCUGAAGAACCUGAUUGGGAUUUCGAUUCGAUGAGAUGUCUAGGAGCCAUGUGUGGACAUUACACUCAGGUUGUUUGGCCAAAGACAGAGGUUGUCGGAUGUGCGGCGAAGUGGUGUGAAAACACGCUACGUUCAGUUCCUGACUAUACUUCAGGCAGUUUGUAUGUUUGCCAGUAUGGACCCAUGGGAAACAUAAAUUUGCAAACAACCCCAAUUUAUAAAAAGGGGCCGGCGUGUUCAGAGUGUCCGGAGAAUUUCCCUCACUGUAAUGAUCAAAUGUGUAGUAAAGUCGCAGGUCCAUCUGGAGCCAUCAGAGUCUCACAUUCUACAGCCCUGGUUCUGGGCGUGUUGUUGGGUCGCUUCCUUCUAUAGAAAUGCUUGAAACCGACGGACCCAUCGUUGGAGCGGGGGAAAAUCAGCAACACCUAGUCGUCUUGUUGAGUUCCGAUUCUUUUGUUACAUGAACUUUAAACAAAAUUUAUUAAACUUAUGUUUCUUUAAAAUAGUAUGGAUUUUACAAACAAUAUAGGUUCGAAUAAGCUUUUCGGCCAUUGUACUGUCUAUUAAAUUAUGUGAAUAUUUUAGCGUGUUGUGUUAGAUCUAUGUCAUGAUUUAAAAUCAGCAACACCUAGUCGUCUUGUUGAGUUCCGAUUCUUUUGUUAAAUGAACUUUAAAAAAAAAAAUUAUUAAACUUAUGUUUCUUUAAAAUAGUAUGGAUUUUACAAACAAUAUAGGUUCGAAUAAGCUUUUCGGCCAUUGUACUGUCUAUUAAAUUAUGUGAAUAUUUUAGCGUGUUGUGUUAGAUCUAUGUCAUGAUUUAAAAUCAGCAACACCUAGUCGUCUUGUUGAGUUCCGAUUCUUUUGUUACAUGAACUUUAAAAAAAAAUUAUUAAACUUAUGUUUCUUUAAAAUAGUAUGGAUUUUACAAACAAUAUAGGUUCGAAUAAGCUUUUCGGCCAUUGUACUGUCUAUUAAAUUAUGUGAAUAUUUUAGCGUGUUGUGUUAGAUCUAUGUCAUGAUUUAAAAUCAGCAACACCUAGUCGUCUUGUUGAGUUCCGAUUCUUUUGUUAAAUGAACUUUAAAAAAAAAAAUUAUUAAACUUAUGUUUCUUUAAAAUAGUAUGGAUUUUACAAACAAUAUAGGUUCGAAUAAGCUUUUCGGCCAUUGUACUGUCUAUUAAAUUAUGUGAAUAUUUUAGCGUGUUGUGUUAGAUCUAUGUCAUGAUUUAAAAUCAGCAACACCUAGUCGUCUUGUUGAGUUCCGAUUCUUUUGUUAAAUGAACUUUAAAAAAAAAAUUAUUAAACUUAUGUUUCUUUAAAAUAGUAUGGAUUUUACAAACAAUAUAGGUUCGAAUAAGCUUUUCGGCCAUUGUACUGUCUAUUAAAUUAUGUGAAUAUUUUAGCGUGUUGUGUU
Physella acuta is the source of this 1985-nucleotide messenger RNA. Its product is annotated as cysteine-rich venom protein LEI1. The record is from RefSeq and is a predicted model, not a curated record. Gene Ontology annotation, cellular component: extracellular region. NCBI's taxonomy places the organism in Eukaryota, Metazoa, Mollusca, Gastropoda, Physidae.